UCACCUCAAUCGGCAAAAUGACGUCUAAUACAGUAAAAUGCGCGAAUUGUAAUGUGGUGAUAGAUGAACUGUUGUCGUUUAUUGUGAACAAAAUAGAUGUGAUGGACCAUGAUAGUCUUUUACGUUUGUGCGUGACUGCUUUUAAUUCCGAGGAAGUGGAGAAAUCGAAGAAAUUGUUAUUCGAUUCCAUUACUACGGAUAUUCGAAACAUAAAAAGGAAAGGGAAAGGUGAGAGCAAGAUGCAAAAAGACCUGGAUGAUAUAGUGAUUGUAAUUAAAAGUAUUGACCCGGAAAUAAUGCCAGUUUUUGUCGCUAAGGAUUUACAAAAGCUGCCACCUGUGACCUUUGACCAUAUUGAUGUAACAGGUUUGUUAAAGAAAUUGCUUUUAAUAAGUUCCCAAGUGAAAGAUAUUCAAGAAAGUUAUGUGUCAAAAGAACUGCUUGAAAGUAAGUUAUCGAGUUUCACUUUAGACUCUGAGUCAGUAAAAGACAAAGAAAAAAAAAUUGUUUACAUUGCGGGUAGCGGGCCGGUGACAUUGAAAUCAGCUGUGGAGGUAUCACAGGCGCAGGUACCAUUAGACAAGGGCGGUCGUGGCCCAUCUCACUCGCACCCACUGAGAACAGAUGCGCACGAGUGUGAAAGUAUGACAAUGUCACCGAGCGAUGACGCGCUUAUCGAUCAAAAUGAGUUAGCGAUACGUGCAGGAGAGAGAAAGCAGGAUAAACUGACAGGUCUUGAUGUAAACAAUUCUGUAGCCACGGUAUUGAAUCGAAAUGAAGAAAGAUCACCACGGGAACAGACAUCUUUUGUGGAUGUGAUUCGUAGGGACGAUGGGUGCAGGUAACUAGAAAAAAAAGAAUACGCUCUCAAAAUACAAAUAAAUUUGCAACAUUGAAAGGCAAAGCGGAU
Messenger RNA from Spodoptera litura, 910 nucleotides. Lineage: Eukaryota; Metazoa; Arthropoda; Insecta; Lepidoptera; Noctuidae. The record is from RefSeq and is a predicted model, not a curated record.